AAACGCAAACAAAAAUUUGAUUCAUUUCAGACCAUCGCAGCAAAAAACGUCGCCUCGGUGAUCACAGCAAAGUCCGAGCUCUUGGAUCAAGGACGUAAAUCUUUGGAAUCCUUUCGAUAUCCUUCUGAUAUUUUUACCAAUACUCCAAAGAUUCGUGAAACUGUUCACCUAGAAAAUGAAUCCGAACAAUCGCUCACGGAAAAAACGAUUUCAUUGCCAUUCAAUGAUUUAUUCGUGAAUUUCUUCAUGCCAACUCCUUUGCUAGAUCGAAUAAAAGAAGAAGAGAAAUAUGGUAACACGGGAAAUAAACUUACCGGUAUUGGAAAAGCUUUAAUUAACGGCUAUGAAAAUUUCAGUAAUUUUGUAAAUUCCGCAUUGAGCUCGACGCAAAAUUUUAAGAAGGCAGUGGGAGAAAAUAUAAGUGAAACAUUAGAUCAGAUCGGAGGAAAGCUUGUUGGACUUCAAUGAAUUAAAUAACUAUCAAACAGUUGUUAUUUUUUGUUGGGUUU
Molecule: messenger RNA, 509 nt
Organism: Vespula pensylvanica (western yellowjacket)
Lineage: Eukaryota; Metazoa; Arthropoda; Insecta; Hymenoptera; Vespidae
Exons: 2
Source: RefSeq, a predicted model, not a curated record